This is a messenger RNA of Eleginops maclovinus (Patagonian blennie), 2760 nucleotides long. RefSeq names its product KH domain containing, RNA binding, signal transduction associated 2 (gene khdrbs2). The record is from RefSeq and is a predicted model, not a curated record. Gene Ontology annotation, biological process: regulation of alternative mRNA splicing, via spliceosome. Lineage: Eukaryota; Metazoa; Chordata; Actinopteri; Perciformes; Eleginopidae. The transcript is spliced from 9 exons. Gene Ontology annotation, cellular component: nucleus. The coding region runs from base 289 to 1329 and encodes 346 amino acids. Gene Ontology annotation, molecular function: poly(A) binding; mRNA binding.
GAGGCAGCAGGCAGCGGUGGAGGAAAUGGGCUCACACCUCUGAAUCACAAGUCAAAGCUUCCUCCAGUCGCUCACACCUCUGAAUUACAUCUCAGCACCAGUCAGGCAUCUCUGAGCCCCGGGACGACUUAUUUUUUGGAGGGUUUUGUUUUUCUUGUGGUGCUCUUUAGACUGGUAGACUGAAGCUAUCGAAAAGCCGGAGCGGGAAGGUUUACAGUUGCAUUCCAACGCUCAGCCCUCUGUCGCUUCACCUGCACGGCCGGGGAACAGGUCUGCUCCAAUAAAACAAUGCAUCCGGAGAAGUGCUUACCUGAACUGGUAGCCGAGAAGAACGGCUUGGACCCUACAUAUGUGCAUGCGGUGCGUCUGCUUGCAGAAGAGAUUGAAAAGUAUGAAGGUGAUGAAUCGAGAAAAGAUGGCAACACUAACAAAUACCUAGAUAUCAUCAGCAAUAAAAAUAUCAAGCUCUCAGAAAGAGUUCUCAUUCCAAUCCAACAGUAUCCGAAGUUUAAUUUUGUGGGAAAGUUGCUGGGACCACGGGGAAAUUCCAUGAAACGUCUACAGGAGGAGACGGGAGUCAAGAUGUCAAUCCUCGGCAAAGGGUCUAUGAGGGAUAAAGGCAAGGAAGAAGAAUUAAGGAAAAGCGGGGAGGCCAAAUACGCCCAUCUGAGUAAUGAUCUACACGUUUUAAUUGAAGUCUUUGCUCCACCUGGAGAGGCCUAUUCGCGCAUGAGUCACGCCUUGGAGGAGAUAAAAAAAUUCCUUGUUCCAGACUACAAUGACGAGAUCAGACAGGAGCAGCUGAGAGAGCUCUCCCUGCUGAACGGCUCCGAAGAGUCGAGCCGAGGCAGGAGUGCGCAAGUGAGGACGGCACGACCAGCAGCCACCAUAUCCACAGGGGGCCACAGAGGCACAGGGAGGAGUGCAGCAGCACCUCGGGGGACAGCAGCAGCAGCAGCAGCAACGCACGGCAAACUACCCACGACUGUUCUCACGAGGGACGUACAAGCUCAGAGAGCCAGGGGGGCAGCAGGGAGUGCAGGAUACAGACCCCCGCUGUUAGCAGUCACACAUGAAUCAUACGACGACUAUGGCUACGACGAUGGGUACGGUGGAGAAUAUGACGAGGAGAGUUACGAAGCCUACGAGGACAACUACAGCAAUCAGUCAAAGAGCAUCUCAGAAUAUUAUGAAUAUGGACAUGGCAACAGUGAUGAAUCCUAUAACAACUAUGAGGAGGAGUGGGGGACUUCCCGUCCCAGUCACAAAGCCCCAGUUUUACGGCUGACAAGAGGGGGCUACAGAAAACAUCCCUAUGGUAGAUACUGAAGGUGCUCCAGAUAUGUGACCUCCUAUUUAAAACUUUUUAUAUUUUUUUUAAAUUCCUCAUAAAAUGUUCAAAUGUUUCCUGUUUUUGUUUGUCUCCUUUGGACACAAACCCCAUUAAGCACAAAAUCCUGAAGUGUAACACAUAUUGAAGUAUUCAGUUUGAGUCUUUCUUUUUCAUAAAUCCAGAGAGGUAAAAGAGAGACAUUCACCCAUGUAGAGGAAGGUUGUAUUUAGAAUUGGCUUUUAAAAUAACCUUCAUUCCCCGCCUGCCCCCACCCACUCCUAAAAAGCAUAAUACAAAUACCAAGAAAUACAGCAAAGUAUUAUGAAAAAUAGUUUCUAUUCAUUGCCUUUAGUGCAGUUAAUAUUAAGGUUCAGUAGCCAACGCCUGCAAUACCAGGCAACCAAUAUCUGUGCCUUUUAAGGUGCUCAUAUUACUCAGACAUAAUGUAUUUGUUCCUAUGCGUCAACGCCAAUAAACACAGCAUUUAAGGUAGACUAGAAUUUUGAAAAGUAUGUGAAACAUCCCAUGUCCAUUGUCUUCCACUAUGACACAUUACAAGGUGCAAAAGUAUUUUGGUAAAGAAAAGUGGCGUACACAUUGGCUGAGGUAAUUGUGGGUCACCCAAAAUGAGUGUAAAGACGGGAUGGUCUGAAACCAGGAACGGCUGCAAAUCAAACGUACCCUCAAAUUUCAAAUGAGCUUUUUUUCAACGUGCAUCACCUUCCUCCACAGUUCACUGAUUGGUCUGGCUAUGGGCUCAGUCUGGUUUAAGUGGAUCUCUUCCUGACUCAUACCCUAAAGCAAAACUUUCCGACACGCUUCUACCAGAUUCUUUUCCAUAAAAUGUGUUAAUUGUUUGGCUUGUUGGAAAAUAAAUCAAAAGCAGUUCUGUGGUUAAUUUGUCUUUUGAAGCGCCGGCAGAUAAAGCGUUUGUCUGCAGAAGCUUCACUUCCUGUUUUGAUUCCAGCUGUGGCUUUAACUUUUCAUCUUUUUUAUGGUGACAAACAGAGAAACACAAAUCGCUCUGAGCACAAAUGACCUGACAAACAACUCCAUUAAAGGCAACAGAUGGAAACCAAACAUUGUCCAGAAUUGAAGACCUGUAUGCAAGUGACUAAAUGACCUGGACUUAUAUUAUAAAAUGUUUUCCAUAAAUCUAAAUCCCACUUCAAGUUUCCCCCCUAACUGAUAGUGAUAUGAACCUCAGAGGACUUCAUGUUAGAAAUGAGUUGAUACGACUAAAGUUAGCCUAAGUUAUAUUGUGAAUUUCAAUGAUAUGUGUGAGAUCGUAAUCGUGCAAGACCUUUCUUUUGUUUGGCUUGAGAGCAAACAGCAAUGUACAGUGUGUCAUUUCUAAUGCGUGCUUUGUUCUGUGUGUAACCUGUAUUUGUACAUAAGGCAUUUAAUAAAAACAACAUAAACCUCCA